Trichoderma asperellum CBS 433.97 is the source of this 424-nucleotide messenger RNA. RefSeq lists its product as uncharacterized. The record is from RefSeq and is a predicted model, not a curated record. NCBI's taxonomy places the organism in Eukaryota, Fungi, Ascomycota, Sordariomycetes, Hypocreales, Hypocreaceae.
CUCUUUUCAUCUCCAAUCGCUUUCCAUUCAUUCAUCGCAUUGACUCAGUCUUAAAACCCUUUUUAUUGCAUUUUAUUUUUUUCCUUCGAAUUAGUCUUAUGCUACAUUAAAGUCUUAUGCUACAUUAAAGCGACUCCGCGAUGACGCAUCCUCUCAGCCAGCCCGCCCCAACCGCUGCUCAGCUGCAAGCAAUAUGGAAUAAGCACGCCGCGCCAGCCCACAACGCAUCAACCACGCACCCCGUCUUUUUUACAGAGAGGCUGCGUAAGCCAUCUCUUGCUUCGCCGACUACAGCGUCAGCUGCGGUGUUCAGUCCUGUGGCGCAGGGCUACGUCUAUCAGGACGCGCGGAGCGGUGCGAAUGCGCCCAAGUUAUGAGUGAAGGGGGCAUUUUAUCUACAGUAAGCUUGCGGUGGUGCAGAAGA